Carassius carassius (crucian carp) is the source of this 747-nucleotide messenger RNA. RefSeq names its product transmembrane emp24 domain-containing protein 3-like. The transcript has 3 exons. Bases 124 to 747 code for a protein of 207 amino acids. Gene Ontology annotation, cellular component: endoplasmic reticulum-Golgi intermediate compartment; Golgi apparatus; COPII-coated ER to Golgi transport vesicle. Lineage: Eukaryota; Metazoa; Chordata; Actinopteri; Cypriniformes; Cyprinidae. Gene Ontology annotation, biological process: endoplasmic reticulum to Golgi vesicle-mediated transport; intracellular protein transport; Golgi organization. The record is from RefSeq and is a predicted model, not a curated record.
AGUGGUGUUGGGAUUCAAGCUGUCAAGUGCCUGAGACGGUUCAGCAAAUCAGCUGUAACUCAACGGAGGAGGCUUUCUGAGAAUUUUAAAGAAUAAUUAAAAUUGUCAUUUCAAGUAAACACCAUGAGAUACCCUUUUAUUUUUAUUUUGGCGGCGUACAUAGCCUUUGCGAAUGCCACCGAGUUAACGUUUGAAUUGCCCGAUAACGAGAAACAAUGCUUUUACGAGGACCUAGAACAAGGAGCAAAGUUUGAUAUAGACUUUCAGGUUAUUGCUGGAGGAAACUAUGAUGUUGACUGUUUUGUGACAGAUCCACUGAAUAAUCUGCUUUAUCAAGAACGAAAGAAGCAAUAUGACAGCUUUUCCCACACGACAACCAUGAAGGGAGUGUACACGGUCUGCUUCAGCAAUGAGUUCUCAACCUUCUCUCACAAAACUGUUUACCUGGACUUCAGAAUGGGAGAGGAUGACCAAUUAAUGCCCGACAUGAACCGAGGAGCAGCUCUCACACAGAUGGAGUCAACCUGCCUGUCUAUCCAUGAGAUCCUGAAGGUGGUUUCAGACUCUCAGACCUGGUAUCGUCUUCGGGAGGCUCAGGACCGUAUCAGGGCUGAAGACCUGAGUGAACGUGUGCACUUUUGGUCCAUUGGGGAGGCCAUCAUCCUGUUUGUGGUCUGUAUUGGCCAGGUGCUUAUGCUUAAGAGUUUUUUCAAGGAGAAGAAAACCAAUGUUGGCACCAGAACAUAG